ACCGCUGGGGUUACUAAAACCCCCAGAACUGAGUCUCUACUUUAUUCAAUCCUCUUCGGGGUACAAUAACCUCAAAACAAAAAAUAAAAUGUUUCAGGGAAGAAUAGGGGGCACUGCAGAAAAAGCAGGACCAACAAAAAUCGAACAUCUGGAGUAUAAACAAAUAAUAGUAUAAUAAACAAUGGCAAAGGGUAAACGAGGAAGAGCUAAGAAGAAUCUUGGAGAUAAAUCGAAAAACAAAGAAGAAUGGGAUGCUCGACAUCAGCGUCACUACGAUGACAUAGUCCGUGACAAUAAGGACUUUGAGACAUUCUACAAAUUGCAAAAAAUCGUUCCUGAGGACGAGUGGUCCGAGUUCCUCACGAAAAUGAAGGAAAAUUUGCCAGUGGCAUUUCGAAUAACAGCUGGGUCUCGAGCGGAAACAAAAGCCCUCUCCAAUAUAAUCCAGGGUGAUUUCUUCACGGAAAUUCUGAAUACGAAAUCCGAGGGAACUCCAGAGGAAGAGCCAAAGGUCAAGCCUCACUGUUUGCCAUUUUACCCUGAGGGUUUGGCCUGGCAGUUACAGCUGACGAGAAAGGAUAUCCGAAGGUCCGAGGCUUAUUUUCGUCUCCACAAUUUUUUGAUUGCUGAAACUAGCAGUGGAAGCAUCAGCAGACAAGAGGUCGUCAGUAUGAUUCCCCCUCUGGUGUUAGAUGUGAGACCUGAGCAUCGGGUGCUUGACAUGUGUGCAGCCCCGGGUUCGAAGACAGCUCAGCUGAUCGAGAUGAUUCACUCGGACGAGAGUCGUCCUCAUCCCAAGGGAUUCGUCAUCGCCAAUGAUGUGAGCAACAACAGGUGCUACAUGCUGGUGCAUCAGGCGAAACGACUGAACAGUCCCAAUAUCCUGAUAACAAAUCACGACUCCUCGGUGAUGCCAAAUUUUAGAAUAACGAAUACUGAUGGCUCCGAAGGGACUCUUAAAUUCGAUAGAAUUUUGGCUGACGUUCCCUGCACCGGAGAUGGCACGAUGAGAAAAAAUCCUGACAUCUGGUGCAAGUGGAAUCCAGCGAAUGGUCACAAUCUUCAUGGAAUUCAAUUUAGAAUAGCUAAGAGAGGACUGGAGAUGUUGACUGUGGGUGGUAAGAUGGUGUACUCAACGUGUUCAUUGAAUCCUCUGGAGAACGAGGCUGUCCUCCAUCGACUGCUCUGUGAGACUGGAGACUCUGUUAAGAUCAUAGAUGGACGGGAAUUCGUUCCUGGUUUGGUCUGUAAUCCUGGAGUCAGCUGGUGGGUGGGUGCAUCCAAGGAUAUGAAGAUUUAUGAGACCUUCGAGGAGGUGCCUGAGCAGUGGCAGACUCUCGUGAGGCCCAAGAUGUUUCCACCGAGUGCUGAAGAGGCUGGAAAAUUUAAUCUGGAGAAAUGCAUGAGGAUUUUACCUCAUCAUCAGGACACAGGGGGCUUCUUCGUGGCUGUUCUCGAGAAGGUCAAGCCUCUGCCCUGGGAGAGGGACCAGGAGGCAAGUGAGGGAGGGAAGAGGACCGAGAGUGAAAGAACUGGUGCGCCUGAAAAAAAAAGAAGGAAAAUGUUUGGAUAUCGAGAGGAUCCUUUUGUCUUCUUCAAGGAGGACGAGGACGUCUGGGAUGCCAUCAAAAAAUUCUACAGUAUCUCUGACGAUCUCGACCCCAGGUGUCUCCUGGUGAGAUGCCUAAAGGGAAAGAAGAAGAAUAUUUACUUCACAUCACCAGCAAUACGGGACAUUGUUCUUCUCAAUGAAAAUCACGUCAAGAUGAUCAAUACUGGAGUCAAGACGUUCGUCAGGUGCGAUAAUAAAAAUAUGAAGUGCGCUUUUAGACUAGCCCAGGAGGGGAUGCCCAGUAUUCUUCCCUACGUGGGAGAGGAUCGUAAGAUUAAAGUCGGGAGGGAAGAUCUCGUGGAGCUUCUGCAGAAUAACAAUCCCCAGAUGCCACCGGAAAUAGCCAAAUUGAGUGACGAGGUGCAGAAGAGGACAGCAAAUAUAGACUCGGGCAGUUGCAUUCUGAUUUAUGAGGAGGACAGCAAGGAUAGUCCUGAUCCUCUCAGGCUCGUGAUGGCUGGCUGGAGAGGGACCAUGUCCUUGAGAGCUUAUGUACCACUUCACGAUGCUAUUCAUUAUUUACGAUUGUUGGGAGCUGAUUUUUCGAAAUUCGAGAAGAACAAAUUCAAGGAGAAUCGUAACGCGAAUAAAAUAAUUGAAGGGGAUGACGACACUUCGAUAUCUCCAUCCAACGGAGAAGAAAUUACGGAUGACAAAAUUGCUGAAGAUCCUGUGGACCCUGAAAUCGCUGAAACUAUGUGAUUUUAGUUUUUUAUUUAUCUGAUGGCUCGUCAGCGAGGACCAAUCGUCGUGAAUUUUAUAAAUUUUGUAUUUUUCAUGAUAAUAGGAAACUACAGUGAAAUUUCCUUUUUAUUUAUUUCCUCUCGUUCAAUAUUCUAUGAAGCUUGGUAAUAUUGCAGAUAAAUUUCGCCAGUUUAUGGUCGGAUACAGAGGUAUUUCAGUUGUUUCUUGUGAGAUUCCUCAAUUUUUUUUAUUGUUAUAACCAGAAUUUUAAUUGCGGUCUAACUAUCGUAAUUUCAAUUCUACCUAGAGCAUUCGCACUUUCGCUCACUAAAUGUCCAUUCAUUCUGUAAUUCUCAGUGAUUAUCUAUCAUUCCUAGAGGACGGGUUGCACUAUGACGUAUAAAUAUGUAAAAACAUUACACUCGGUAACAAAUACGUAGACUAUAAAAGAAAUACGACAAAAAAAUUCUCCAACAAAAAAGAUCUAAAAAUCGGACGAUGUCGGGCUAGUAAUCUCUUCCGGUUGGUGAUGUCAGCUUUCCACUGAGGUUCUGAGUCUUAGAUGGAGAUUUUGUACCUGAAAAUCAGUGAAUGUUAUCUUUGUGAUAUUGAGGAUAACAGCAGGAUUAGUUUUUUUUUUUCAGUCGAGAGAGAAAGGGACGAUUGCAUUUUUAGGAAAAUUUUUACUGGAAAAUUGAAAAAAAAAUCCAUUCAGUAGCAAUUAAACUAGAGAGAGAAUAAAGGCAAUAGCCCAUUUGUUUUA
This is a messenger RNA of Fopius arisanus, 3059 nucleotides long. It is a transcript of the gene Nsun2, whose product is annotated as tRNA (cytosine(34)-C(5))-methyltransferase Nsun2. Gene Ontology annotation, biological process: tRNA methylation. Gene Ontology annotation, cellular component: cytoplasm; nucleus. NCBI's taxonomy places the organism in Eukaryota, Metazoa, Arthropoda, Insecta, Hymenoptera, Braconidae. The transcript is spliced from 3 exons. The record is from RefSeq and is a predicted model, not a curated record. Gene Ontology annotation, molecular function: tRNA binding; tRNA (cytidine-N5)-methyltransferase activity. The coding region runs from base 182 to 2314 and encodes 710 amino acids.